Colletotrichum fioriniae is the source of this 1083-nucleotide messenger RNA. The record is from RefSeq and is a predicted model, not a curated record. NCBI's taxonomy places the organism in Eukaryota, Fungi, Ascomycota, Sordariomycetes, Glomerellales, Glomerellaceae.
AUGGCGAAGCUUCGCAGCUUCAUGUUCCUUCUGUGGGCAUCGGCCGUCACCAACGCGAAUUUCGCUUCGUUCUGUCGCUCUACUAGUGGGCCAGCGCUAUCCUCACUCUCGGACGAAGGAUAUUUGCAGACUUUGGCAACGACUUCAGCUACCCAGGAGCCUGAGAGUGCUUCGGCCGGAGAAGUCGCGCUAGAAGAACCUGCAAGCCAGCCGCAGGAUGAUAUAGCACUUCACCAGAUAUGGGCGAGGCAGAACCUGACGCAAGUACAAAAUACUCCUGCGCCUAGACCGAUGCUAACCAUAUGGUCCAGGCCACCCGCCGAAGCGUCAAUCCAAGUCACCACCGUCACUGUGGUCCGAACGGUGACUGUCGAGCUUGCUAGCCGAACCGAAGUGAUCUGGGCGCCCCUUCAGCAGACCCUGACUUUCAUCAAUCCUACCCUGGUCUUCGAGACAAGUAUCGUUACCGCGUCGCAGCCUCGAGGUAUUGCAGCAAGAGACGCGGCAAACGCCAUCGCAUCGGAUCAAGCGGCGCUUUCCGAGAUAUCCUCGACCGAUACGUACUACCAUGAGGGUGCUGGCCUCUCACCGCACCCGGCUCCUAUCCGGAGGCAGACCUCGGCUUCAGUCAAUAGAGUCUCCAUAGUCACCGUCGAGAUCACGACCACCAUAGUGGCGAGCGGCACCAUGGUCCGCACUGUCACCAUCUUCGAUCCCGUGUUCGUUUCUGUGACGAAGACGCCUACUCUCACGUCGACGAUCUUCACAACCACGACCCUUCCCAUCAAGAAUGGAGUUUUCAGCUCAUCUGCGAUCGUACCAUCUCCACCGGCUAGCCAGAAGGCCAUCUCCAGCGAUGGCGCUCAGCAGACUGCGUCGUUCAUGGGCCCCGAAUCUUCUUUUGUGACGGCAACGACGCCAGAAACCCCUGAGCCCCAAGACCCUUCGGUCGUCUCCAGCACCAUAGGCGCACCCGAAAGCAUACCUUUGCAGCAUCCUCAGUACUUCCAGGUUCAUCGCCUGCGACCCAUGAAGGGACUUCGGCAAGGGUUGAGCCUGCAACGAGCAGUAGUCCAUCGAUGA